GAGCAGGACGGUCGCGCGCUGCCUGGUAUUUUUAUUGCACGUGGGUGCUUCGUACCGCAUUCGACAUAACCUAUAAUUGUUCCAGUUAACUCUUAACCGCCUCGCUGCAAAAGUCAAAGGAACCAAGAAAAUCUGCACUGCAUUGAUAUAUAUUUCUCUACAUUCAAAUCAUCAAAAUGGUCAACGAUUCGAAUGGAGGCGUACCUCCGCCACAGGAGUUGGAGACUUUCCUCCCCCAAGAUGAAAAGAAGGAGAAAAUUGUUGCCAAAUUUAACAUGACUAAAGACGUCGAAGCAGCAGAUUUUGAUCCGUUUACAGAGCGGAAACUAGACAACCCAACUUCAAACAACGACACCUUAACGCACUUACUGAAGGCUUCAUUGGGGACUGGUAUACUAGCCAUGCCGAAAGCCUUCAAGUCAGCAGGUCUCAUCUCAGGCAUAUUCUUUACGGUUCUCGUGGCCGUGGUAUGCACCCACUGCGCUUACAUCCUGAUCAAAUGCGCCCACGUGCUGUAUAGAAAGACUAGAAAAACGAACAUGAGUUUCUCGGAAGUUGGUGAGGCAGCUUUAGAUCAUGGACCGACCUGGGCAAGAAAAUGGGCUGGACCUUUUAGAAUUUUUAUCUUAGUGAGCCUGUUUAUGACCUACUUCGGUACCUGCUCUGUAUACACCGUCAUCGUGGCUAGCAAUAUAUUACAGGUGGCAGCUUACUAUAUGGGCGUGAAAGAAGAAGAAAUGGAAAUAAGAAUAUUCAUCAUAGCACUGCUUAUACCACUUAUUUUUAUGGUUUGGAUCCGAAACCUGAAAUAUCUGGCACCAGUGUCUAUGCUUGCUAAUUUCUUAAUGGCCGUUGGUCUAGGAAUUACUUUCUACUAUUUAGUCGGCACGGGUGAAUUGAAUUUCGGCAAAGUUAACCUAUUCACUCCUCCGAGUCAGUGGCCAGAAUUCUUCUCGCUUACUAUCUUUGCUAUGGAAGCCAUUGGAGUGGUGAUGCCGCUAGAAAACGCGAUGCGAACCCCCAAAGCAUUACUCGGUGUUUGUGGUGUACUCAACAAGGGCAUGUCCGGUGUCACCGUGGUCUACAUCCUCCUAGGUUUCCUGGGAUAUCUGCGCUACGGCGACGCUGUCGGAGAUGCCAUCACUCUUAAUCUAGACCAAACACAAAUUCCGGCCCAAAUCGUCAAAAUCUCCAUCGCUGUCGCAGUAUACUGCACUUUUGGUCUUCAAUUCUUUGUAUGCAUCGAAAUCAUGUGGCAUAGCAUCAAGGACAAAUAUACGAAGCGUCCCGACCUUGCGGACUACAUCAUGAGGACCAUUAUGGUAACGGUGUGCGUGCUGCUGGCCGUGGCUGUUCCCACCAUAGCACCUUUCAUGGGAGUCAUCGGUGCCUUUUGCUUCUCCCUUCUCGGCCUCAUCGCUCCCGCUAUCAUCGAGAUCGCCACGUUUUGGGACAUUGGUUUUGGACCCGGACGAUUUCUUUUGUGGAAAAACCUCCUCGUUUUCAUUUUCGGAAUGUUUGCUCUUAUUUUUGGCACCAAAGACGCUGUAAGAGAUAUCAUAAAAGUCUACAGUAAAUAAUAAACUUGGGUUAGUUUAUGCUUCUCGGGUCUGUAUUAACUAGCGUUUAAUAAGAGUCCCAAAGCGUAACAAUAAACACGUAAGUAAUGUAAAAAUAUUUUUUUAGGUAUGCAAUAGUCCUAUGGACCUAUUAAAAUUACGCAGAAAUGCUAUUGCGCUAAAUGGAUAUUGAGAGGAAAGUUGCCCGAGUAAGAGGGACCAAAUUUAAAUAUGCUAAAAGUCGGCAACAACUAUGGUACUAGAAGUAAUUGGCAUCUCUUUGUAAAGUAAAAAUAGUACCUAAAGUCGGCCAAAUUAAUGUUAAAAUAAAAUAAAGUUGAAUACAAUUAAUUACAUCGAAUUAAUAACUUAACAAACACAGUUAGGCUCGUUUCAAAGAAACGCGCGUGCGGUAGGUAUGUCGUUGUAAAAAUAGCCUCGAAUCAAAUAAAUCGAAUUUACUGCAUAAAACAUGUUUCUCUUUGUAUAAUUUACGAUACUUAUUGCGAUUGCAUUCCGAAUUCAGUUAUGUGUUGUUACAUACACGUGUAGUUGUAUUUACGUGGUGGAUACGUAAAUAAGGUUGUAUUUGAGGUCGAAAGUAUGAGGAUGUGUGACACGAUUUUUGGAUUUAUCGUUUUUGUGUCGUGGGAUUUCUUGCACAGCACAGAAUACAGAAAGCUUGUGGAAAUUGAAUGCAACCAGUUGUCGGUGUGAAAAUUAGCUCCUUGUAAUGAACAAAUGCUUAAACAAUGAGUAGUUACUAUGUACAAAUAUCUGUUUUGAAUGUAACUGUAGGUACGAUUAACAUUGUUAUCUGCUUUUUGUCGCAGCAGAUACGUAUGUAAUGCAUUUAAUGUUUCGCCUAGAAUAUGUAAUAUGUAUUUGUGUGUCCGUUCAUUAUAUUAAAAGUACAUACCGAAUGUCAUCAAAUUGUGAUAACAGAUUUCCGCGUAACAGGAAAUAUGUCCCUUUUGAAGUGUAAACGUUACUUACUGGUACAUAAAUAAGACUCAAUAUUGUUUUAAGUAAUUAAUGCCCUGGUUCAAAAUAAUGAUAUCAUCGCACACGAAUGAAUUUAUAGGUACCUAUAUUCAAUUAUCAUAUACUUAUUGUUGUUAUCGAUGCGCGCAUUUGCGUUAUAAGUGCCACUACAGGAGUGCCUUAAGAAUGACCUAUUUUUUCAGGUGGAUAGUUAAUUAAAUAUAAAUGAAGUUCCUAUAUAAAUUAAUGUCUCAUCAAAUACUUAUAUAAUUAGAAAUCUAUUCAUUUCGCGUUCGUCGCCAAUCGCCGUAGCAGUAAAUUAAUAUCUAGGUACCGAAUUAAUAAAGUAUUCAAGUUGUUAUAUUUGUUAUUUAUACCUAAUAUUGUAUUGAAAAUUUUAUUACAAAGGUAUUGUCACAUAUUUAAAUUGGUCAACUAUUGGUUAUGUCUAUUUAAUCGAUGUUUGUGUUCUAUUCUUAGAGGAUGGAAAAAAUAAAAUUCUAUUUAAAUUAUAUUUUUCAUUAAUAAGAAUAUUUCGGUCUAUGGUCAAUUUAAAAGUCUUCUGCUUUGAUGUCAUACUACAGAUUACGCUGUAAAUGUCACCAAUGCGCGACUCUUCUAUAUAGCUAUAGUUCUUUUGGCCAAUAUUUUACCACUCGGAAAAUUUACCCCGUCCUUUUUUAUAAUAAUAAAUAGGUAAUAUUAAGGGAAAUACACACUUAAAAGUCGUUUAUUUAUGGGUAAUUAUAUUUACCUAUGAUAAAUUUUAUGCAUCAUGAUGAAAAUACACAAGUUAAAUUUAGUACUUCACUUUCACUGAAGUUCUUAAUAUUUUUUCGGCAUAUUUACACCGUUAUAUUACAUCACAGGACCGAUAAUGUAAUUCACCUCGAUAUUUAUGAGCAAUAGGACCGGUAAAUUUGUCUUCUGACAGCAAUCAGUAACGCUACUUGGCGUUUUACAGGGCCAUGCACAGAACACCAAAAGGGGAGUACCUGCAAAGUACCUAUACAUUAUCACCAAAUUAACAUAUUGCAUAUUUUUAUUUGCAUAAAUAAAUCAAGUAUUUACUUACAUGUCAUGUACAGUCAACAGCAUAUCAAUCUAUACACUUUAACUUAGAUAUUGCCCCCAAGGCAACGGAACAGGGUCCGUCACUGUGUAGCUUGAUGUGCUGCCAUCUGUACAUUAAUUUUUGGCAUCGCACUGCGGUCGCUAUACAAAUAUUAUAUUAUACCUAUGU
This is a messenger RNA of Hyposmocoma kahamanoa, 3786 nucleotides long. RefSeq names its product proton-coupled amino acid transporter-like protein pathetic (gene path). The record is from RefSeq and is a predicted model, not a curated record. Gene Ontology annotation, biological process: amino acid transmembrane transport. Gene Ontology annotation, cellular component: vacuolar membrane. Gene Ontology annotation, molecular function: amino acid transmembrane transporter activity. The transcript has 9 exons. Lineage: Eukaryota; Metazoa; Arthropoda; Insecta; Lepidoptera; Cosmopterigidae. The coding region runs from base 177 to 1580 and encodes 467 amino acids.